AUGACUCCAAACACCGCUCAGAGCACUCCCGGUAGCUCACAGAACACAAAUCAACUUCCCAAUAAGAAGCGCUUGCGUGACAUAGACGAAGACGAUAACGAAAAGACCCACCGAAAAACCAAGAAACACAAAUCGUCCCGAAAACAUAAGAAACACCGAACUUCCUCAGGUCGCAAAUCGUCCCGCAAAACUGUCAAGCCUAUCCCGGAGGAGAUACCAGAAACACCCCCUAAGCAGUCGCCAGUGCUUUCCGGGUUCACCCCGAUCAACAAGAGCCGAAAACAAAACCCUGUACCUCCACCAAUCCGGACUGAAACCCGGACUCCGCCAAAUACUAACCUAGCUCCAUCGGACACUGAAGGGAUCUUCCCGAGUAACUGGGGAGCAACCCUAACUGAUUCCGACUCCUUUCCCGACUUUAGUUCCGAACCCUCUGAACCAUACAUAAGUGACGAUCAAGACCCAGCAACAGGUCCAGCAACAGGCCCACUAGCAGCAGUCUCCACUGCUUCCUCAGCACGCAGCAGUGCUUCACCAGAGGCCCUUGUACGGACGACCGUACUUAGGGUUAGUGCUACCCCACCAGCACCCGCUAGUGCUCCACAAAAGAACGUUGCCCGGAAGACCAUAGUCCUAAGUCAAGUUCUCACUCGGUCCAAGUCUAGUGCAGUCCGCUCAACAGGCCCAGCAGCAACAGGCCCAGCAACAGGCCGCUCAACAGGCCCAGCAGGCUCUACCACUCCCUCACCAGCACCCGUCAGUGCUCCACCGAAGGUUCUUGCACCGGAGACCCCUACAUUCAAGCCCCGACGCCCCUCUUGGUUAUUUUCUAGUGCAAGCCUGUCCGAACUAAUAGACCACCCCUCACCAGUACGACAGAGACAAAUUAGACCCGAGCCAUCGCCGAUUGUCCAAGAGACAUCCCCGAGUGUUCAAGAGACAUCCCCGAGUAUUCAAGAGACAUCCCCGAGCUCGACCGCAUUCAAGAUGACUCAAGCAAGCAAAGCGAAGAUGACUUUAGGUCUACUCAACCUACCUAGAGUGUACACCAGCAUCCGCAACAGCCUAAAGGCGGAAAUGCAAAAUGUGGGUUGGGUCAAUAAAAGCACGACCGGUAUGGCUGCGUUCAAUGCCCUAUGCCUUUACUUGAUGAACUUGCCCUCCCUCAACGGUUUUCUGCCAAUUUGGACUGGGGGUGACUCCGAUGCCCGUAGAGCACUGGCGAGUGCUCUACAGUGGCUCAUCGCAGAUGUUGGUAUGAAGGAUAGGUUAUCAAAGGGACAGGGAGACCGUCAGUUCAAAGAGGCUGCCGGUGAUAGUGAUGAUGAUGAUGACGGCGGUGGUCAGGCAGCCGGAAGACGCUCUCGCAAAGGGAAAGAGCGUGCAGUACCUCCGGAACUCGUGCGACCUUCCAUAAUGGUUACCGUGGUGGACCCCGAUGCUCUAGGGGCAUUCUUUAUGCUCGUCCCACCACCUACUUAUGACUGGAAUGAUCCCCUGAACGAACCUUCGUUCAUCGGAAUUUUGACCAAGAUAACUUUCCCCGAGCUAUGCAACUUGAUCCUGAAGCACACCGCACCCGGCAGAGCAGUCAGGACUAUCUGGGGGGCAAUUGAGAAUGUCCCCCCGGCAGCUGUUCCUCCCGUUCGGCCAGUGGAGGUACAAAUUACCGAUUCAGAGGAGCUCGAAGGUUGGUUGAAGAACAGCAAUGCCAGGCCUCGGAGGAUAUUGGCGGUCCUCCACAGACCAGGCGCGGGUGCUAACCUGGGUGGUGCGGAAUCCCCCCCGUUGAACCCGGCUUUCCCUCACGUUGAGGAAGAUGAUUAUAGCAUGAUCGAUAUUCCUGCAGAGGAUUCGGAUUACGAGGAGGGAAAGCACCGGAUAAAUGCCAAAGGACUGAGGCAGGAUGCUAUCGACGAUUUAGACCCCAAAUACCUUAGGAAGUAUCCUUUGGGUGUCGGGGUUGCUGACCCAAACUUCUUACAGGGGACGAUCUGGACACCUGCCGGGAUAGCAGCCAAGAGUGCUGCUGACGCACUCGCGGCUGCUGGUGCUGGAGGUGGUGGUGGAGGUGGUGGUGGAGGUGGUGGAGGUGGUGGAGGUGGAGUUGUGGAGGUGGUGGUGGUGGAGGUGGUGGUGGUGGAGGUGGUGGUGGUGGUGGUGGUGGUGGUGGUGGUGGUGGUCUAG
Molecule: messenger RNA, 2187 nt
Organism: Morchella importuna
Lineage: Eukaryota; Fungi; Ascomycota; Pezizomycetes; Pezizales; Morchellaceae
Exons: 3
Coding region: 1-2187 (728 amino acids)
Source: RefSeq, a predicted model, not a curated record